This is a messenger RNA of Candidozyma duobushaemuli, 1266 nucleotides long. RefSeq lists its product as uncharacterized. The coding region runs from base 1 to 1266 and encodes 421 amino acids. The record is from RefSeq and is a predicted model, not a curated record. The transcript has a single exon. Lineage: Eukaryota; Fungi; Ascomycota; Pichiomycetes; Serinales; Metschnikowiaceae.
AUGGAAGGUUCGCUGUAUUAUUCCAACUCCAUUUUGAGUUCCUAUCUCAAGGGAAGCAGUGAGGACCUUGUGGCGGCCGCGGCGGUUCCGGAAAUAUCCAUAGUGCCGCCCGACGGACCUGCCGAGACGGGUAAGUCCAACAACAGGGUCUCAUCCUACUCCGACACGUCUGAUUUCAACUCCUUAUACUCGCUGGUGUCUAACGUCUCCGACGACACUGAUCUAGAAAGCGUGAAGCUAAAGUUGAACCAGUACGAAACCAAGAGCAGGGGAAAGCUACUGAAGCUACGGGGGUUGUUCAGGCAAGAGAAGCCUGAGCCUGUUGAACAGGAUGACAACACCUUAUUUUUUCGUCAUACUUGCGGUCGUCUUAGGGAAGAGUUCUACGAUUAUAAACCUAACGAGUCGCUAGAUGUGGCUUGGGCAGAUGCGUGUGAGGUCUUCUUGUUCGGCGACACGCUUCUGCAGAUAUUGCCCAGUCACGGGGAGCUUCUACGAUUCGUAUUAGAGAGCUCCUUUGAGCUCGGCGAGGUCAAGUUCUCCAACUUGAACAAGUUUCACAACGCUGAGCUGUUUGUUCCAGAAGAGCUCUUGAGAGAUGUGCUUCCAGCCAUCCAUGACUUCAACCACGUCUUGGACCUUUACGCAGAGUCCAAAGCUAAUGCCCAACGACCAGAGCUCUACGAUAAGCUCAUUCGUGACGCCAAUCGCUCCGAUGGGCUCUGUGUCCCGCUUGCCAUUGCCAUGUUCGGUAACUGGUUGCUCACAUACAACAAGAGUGAUUUGACGAACAAUUACGACAACGCACUUAUCCUCAACUACUUCAGGAAGGCGGCCCGUUUGGCUAUGGCGCUUCGCAAGUUGAGACCGGUGUUGGAGCCGGCGGUGGAGAAGUUCUCAACCCUGGACCAAUUGCUUCUCAAACGCUUCCUCAACAAGGACACUAACAAUGCACUCGCCUUGAGUCUUCACAAUUUGGGUGAGUACUACCAGCACGUCCAGAACCACGAUGUGGCGGUGACGCUAUGGGAACUUAAUUGCCAGCUCACUCACGAUCUAGAGAGUGGAAACCUCGCCAUCUUGGGACUCACAAACGGCUACGGCAUUGGUAACAAGAUCAAGGAGCACAAACACAUUGGCAAGCGGUCCAAAACGAACAAGUUCAACACCAAGAGGCGUGUGGCGCACCUCUACCGUAUACUUCUCCAGCGGCCAGACUUCCACGAAUACGGCGUCUCCUGGGCCACCAAGGAGAAGUACGACUAA